Molecule: messenger RNA, 1170 nt
Organism: Morus notabilis
Lineage: Eukaryota; Viridiplantae; Streptophyta; Magnoliopsida; Rosales; Moraceae
Exons: 1
Coding region: 1-1170 (389 amino acids)
Source: RefSeq, a predicted model, not a curated record
AUGAAGCUCUCUUUGAAGCUCCAAGACGACAAUAAUAUUUCUCAAAAUCACGAUCACCACCACCGCCACCAUAUCAGCUCCUCACCAGUUGUAACAGCAAAAAUCCCCAUCUCCAUAUUCAACCACCCAUUCCUCACCUCCAUCUCCUCCACCAUCUCCGACUCCUCUCACCUCUCUCUUUCUCUCUCCUCCAACUUCGCUUCCGGCCCUUCUCUCAAACUCUCCUAUUCCCCCACCGCCACCCCAACUCUCUCUAAUCCUCUCUCUCUCUCUCUAAAAUCCGGCCUCGGCCUCUUCGGCUCCCCAAACCACUCCCCUCUAAUAUUCACUGCCCACUUCUCAUUUUCCUCUCCAAACCCCACUUUCUCUCUCCUCUUCACCCCCCAAUUCGGCAACUUUUCCUUCAAGAAGACCACUUUCUCCAACCCUAGGGUUUCCGAUUCCGGGUCCGGACCCGGAAUUGGGGCCAAUUCGGGUUCUGGGUCGACGUCGAAUUUCGAGACGGGAAAUGGGUUUGUCCCGGAAGGGUCGUCCGUUUGGCAGGAGCUCAAGUUGGAGCCCUGCGGUGGUAAAAAUGGCGGCUUUAAGGAGGGGUUUGGGGUUUGCUCAAAUGGGUCUGAGAAAGAUGGGGGGAUUUUGUCUGGGAUUGCUGUGAUGGCGAGGACUGUGUUUCCAGUGACUAAAAGGGUGAAGAUGAAUGUGAGGUGGGGUGUGAAUUUGCCGUCGGAUUUGGGGUACAAAAUGCCUUACUUGAAGUUGAACAAGAUUGGGAUAGAGAGAGUUGAGGAGGAUAAGGAAGAGAAGAAGAAAAAAAAGAGUGAUGAGACUAGUAGUGAAUUGGAGUUGUUGAAGGGAAUGUGUUUUUGGAUGAGUAGGGAUUUGGAGGUUUUAGAGAGAGAGAAUAGGGAGAUGAAGGAGAUGAAGGAGAGCUUGGAGCAGAUGAAGGUUGGAGUUUCCGCCGCUGGUGGCAAACAUUUCCGGUUGGAUUCGGCGUCUAAAAUGCCUUUGGGCGAGAGUUCUAGCGAGUUUGAGAGGUGGAGAAACAGGAAGAAUGUUAAAGAAGAGAAUGGAAAGAGAGAGCCGAAGAAGCCGGCAAAUCAGGCGGCGAGUGAUCUUGAAUCCGAAUUGGAGAGAGCGAUCAAGGCUGCUGCUGGUGCUGCUUCCACUUAG